CCCAUGACCACGUAUUUUCUUCUUGCCCUUUUAUCGUUUUGGCUAUGUUGUUAGAAAUUGACAAACGGCAAAACAAGUUUUGUUACGGGGAUAUAUUUGGACCGAACAAACUAGUAACGGGAAAUAAAUCUCUGAAAGAGCUGUUUUUCUUGUGCUUGUGCCUCUCAAAAGUCAAAAAGUCAGCGGGAGUUUGGAAAAGGAGAAGAAAUAACGAUGAACUGGUCAACCGUCGCAAAAACCGUUACCCCCUUCCCUCCACCAACUGUCGUCCCUUCCGAGCAGAUCCAGAAAACAAGCUAAGCAAUUCUUUCUCUCUCUCUCUCCUCCCCAAAUUCUUGCCAUGGCAACAGCUCUCUAUUUCAGUUGCGGAGAUAACAAAAGGAAAAGAAAGGAUAGGAAUGAUAAAGAAGAAUCGAACAGAGCUCCGAAACCCUAAUUCUCGGCUUCUCCUCUGUUGUUUUGUGUCACACACACUGCAAUUCAACCCUCAUCUUCUCCAUUUUCCCGCGCGUCUUCACUAUCAUUUCUCUCCAGGAGUUUGGGAGCUCCGCUGCAUAGCCGCUCGCCGAUAUCGCAGGGUGCAGAAUUCCGUCAGAAAUAAUGAGUCUCGUUGACACGAGGAUUGACCUUGGCACUAUUGACGUUCGUCCAGGCCCGGAGUUUAUUCACCGCCGGUCGAAUUCCUUGCCGUUCCUUUCCCUGUAUGGCUUCUCCGAUCAGGGAAGCUUCUCGUACAGUAAGCUUCCGGCGAGACCUAUUACGCUCUCUGUUCUCAAGCUCGACGGCUCCUGCUUCGAUAUAGAAGUAAAGCAUUCUGCUACGGUUGGUGAAUUGAAGCAGGCGGUGGAGGCUGCCUUCAGCUACAUGCCGCAGAAGGGGCCAGGCAAGAUCUCGUGGCCGCAUGUGUGGGGGCAUUUCUGCUUAGGUUUUCAUGGCCAGAAGCUGCUCUCUGAAGCUGACUCCAUCAGCUAUUUUGGGAUAAGGGAAGGUGAUCAGCUCCAAUUCAUCCGGCAUCUCUCAACAACCAGCAACAGCUUCACAAAGAAGGGGUCAUUUAAAAGGGUCUUAACUUCAGAAAGAAACAAAAUGUAUGCUCUUUACCCUCCUUCGUUGAACUUCCUUUGUCAUUUGAUUAUAUGUCAGUAUCUGUCUGGUUUUAGAUUUUCACUAACAGCACCAAGAAGAGCUGCUGCUGCAGAAAUAGAGCUUAAUGCUGACGAUGAUGACUGUUUCAGUGAAAUGGAGAACGGAACGUAUGUGCACAAGGACGACAGCGAUCUGGGGAUGAUUGAACUUCAAGAAGUCACCGACCACACGAGCUUAAUGAGUCCAUGGUUCCCUUACUCAAGGCUGUCUCCAAGGGAGAAGAAGAGGAAGUUCAAGGCGGGCCCAUGGCUCAUGAGAGAAGCCGAAGAAGCCUCUCCUCAAAAAAUCGUGUGGCGGACAAACGAGAUAGCCCUUUGCCUAUCUCCCUCUCUCCCCUCCACAUUUCCACACAAAAGAUCAGAGAAAUCAAAAACAAUCCCCUCUCCGAUUCUUACACUCCACAGAAACAACCCAAUUUCUUCUCCGGCCAAUCGGUGUCUCCUCCGGCAAUCCGCCAUGGCUAACAUGAUCAUGGCCUCCUCCAAGCCCUUGCUCUUCUCUCCUCCCCCCACCGUCGCCGCCGCGGCCAAGCCAAAACUCCCCAAAAUCUCCCUCCCAGUCAACAGCACCACCACCAACAAAUCGGCCCAAUCCCUAAUCAUCUCCGCCUUCAAACCGGCCUCCCUCCUAGCCACAAUCUCCCUCUCCGCCGCCGCAUUAGCUCCGCCGUCUCUGGCAGUGGAGAUCGAGAAGGCCGCUCUGUUCGACUUCGACCUCACCCUCCCCAUCAUGAUGGCGCAGUUCCUGCUCCUCAUGGUCGGGCUCGACAAGGUCUACUACUCCCCGCUCGGGAAGUUCAUGGACCAGAGGGACGCCGCCAUCAAGGAGAAGCUGAACAGCGUGAAGGACACUUCGACGGAGGUGAAGCAGCUGGAGGAGCAGGCGGCGGCGGUGAUGAGGGCGGCGAGGGCGGAGAUAUCGGCGUCGCUGAACAAGAUGAAGAAGGAGAUCCAGGAUGAGCUGGAGGAGAAGCUCAAGGAAGGGAGGAAGAAGGUGGAGGGGGAGCUCCAGGAGGCGCUGGCGAAGCUGGAGAAGCAGAAGGAAGAGACGAUCGUGUCGCUGGAUGCCCAGAUUGGCGCUCUCAGUGAUGAUAUUGUAAAGAAGGUCAUUCCUGGGUAUGUCAAAUCAUAA
Messenger RNA from Linum tenue, 2277 nucleotides. The record is from the annotation of a GenBank genome assembly. Lineage: Eukaryota; Viridiplantae; Streptophyta; Magnoliopsida; Malpighiales; Linaceae.